This is a messenger RNA of Fraxinus pennsylvanica, 729 nucleotides long. Lineage: Eukaryota; Viridiplantae; Streptophyta; Magnoliopsida; Lamiales; Oleaceae. The record is from the annotation of a GenBank genome assembly.
AUGGUUGAAGAAACUGCGAAAUCAACUACCAAUCUCAGCGAAGAGGAACCCCAAAAAUCAUCAUCAUCAACGUCAAGAAUUACGAAUGUCAAAAAUACUGAAGGAGAAGAAUCGGAGGCGGAAGAAGGGGAGAUCGUUGGUGGCGGGUCAGACAUUGAUUCGGAGGCGAAGGACAUAGCACCGCCGCCUCCGGUAAAGCACCCAUUGGAGCACUCGUGGACAUUUUGGUUCGACAACCCGUCGGCUAAAAAUAAACAGGCGGAGUGGGGCAGUUCGAUCCGCCCGGUUUAUACCUUCUCCACUGUUGAAGACUUCUGGAGUGUUUACAAUAACAUUAAACAACCAAGCAAGUUGGCAGUUAAAGCUGACUUCCACUGUUUUAAGUAUAAAAUUGAGCCAAAAUGGGAAGAUCCUGUUUGUGCCAAUGGGGGAAAGUGGACUGUGACUUUUCCUAGGGGUAAAUCUGAUACAUGUUGGCUCCACACGCUGCUGGCAAUGAUUGGAGAACAAUUUGAUUAUGGAGAUGAAAUCUGUGGAGCAGUUGUGAAUGUCAGAUUAAGAGAGGAAAAAAUUGCUUUGUGGACCAAGAAUGCUGCCAAUAAAGCUGCUCAGGAAAGCAUUGGAAGACAAUGGAAGGAGUUUCUAGAUUAUAAUUACACAAUUGGGUUCAUAUUUCAUGAGGAUGCGAAGACGCUCGACAAAGCUGCUAAAAAUCAAUACACGGUGUAG